AUGGCUACAGACGGACGACGACAACAGCAACAACAACAAAAGUUUCUUUACCAUGAAAAAAGCAAAGGCAUGUGCGACCUCCUUGUCCAUUCUUCUUCAACAACACGAGCACCUGGCGGUCUUGUGCGUCGACCUGUAUCGUUCAACAAGAAUAAUAUCAAUAAACGCAAUAACAGCCCAAAGAAGAAGCAGCUCACUGUUGUCAAGAUAACAAUUGCAUUGGACGGCUCAGUCUUUCUCGCCCAGCACUUUGAUCACGACAAUAUCAUACAAUCCAUUCAAACCAUGGCCGAGCAUUAUCAAGAACACAUCUGCCAAGUGACGCUAUUGCUCGACAAAUUGCUAAAAGUUCAACAAGACCAUUUGUUAUACUCGCCUCCCACCAAAGCUACCUUUUCCCGUAACCGCAAUAACAACAACAUUGGAGCUAACAGUACUAUGGAGGUUACAUUGCCACCGUCACUGUUUGCACCUCAUCCACCCAGUAUAGGCCGUGCGCGGAUAUGGUUACGCUCAGUAGUGGGUAUAGAUCCAGAGGUUUCGCCAGGAUUGACGAUAUCUGAAGAAGAGGGUGAUGAUGACCUGCAGCAGCAGCCCGUUGAUCCCGCUUAUUUCAAAGAAUUACAGCUAUUUCUGGAUCAUGUGGACAGUAUGAUUGGGUGCAUUGGCGGCAAGGCGACACAAACAACAACAGCAACAAAGCCGUAA
Messenger RNA from Zychaea mexicana, 708 nucleotides. RefSeq lists its product as uncharacterized. Lineage: Eukaryota; Fungi; Mucoromycota; Mucoromycetes; Mucorales; Lichtheimiaceae. The record is from RefSeq and is a predicted model, not a curated record. The coding region runs from base 1 to 708 and encodes 235 amino acids. The transcript has a single exon.